AUGGAGAUGUGCUGCAUGGAGGUCUUGGUUGCGCGUAAACGAACGGUGUGCUGUGACAACCUGAUGGUCCUUCUUACUGCCGACAAGCAAUCAACGAUGCAACUUGCGAUGGUGAGAACAAAUGUUGCGGUAUCUGCGCCUCAUUCAAUGACUCGUGCGCUCACAAGUGUUGCGCCGCAGACCCUUGCUGCCCGCCGUGGGGACAUCCUUUUUCUCGAGAUGGAAGAACAGGCUUUUUUUAUUAACAAAGAGAAGGAUCACUUAGAUUAA
Echinococcus granulosus is the source of this 270-nucleotide messenger RNA. RefSeq lists its product as hypothetical. The transcript has 2 exons. The record is from RefSeq and is a predicted model, not a curated record. The coding region runs from base 1 to 270 and encodes 89 amino acids. Lineage: Eukaryota; Metazoa; Platyhelminthes; Cestoda; Cyclophyllidea; Taeniidae.